This is a messenger RNA of Raphanus sativus (radish), 604 nucleotides long. RefSeq lists its product as uncharacterized. NCBI's taxonomy places the organism in Eukaryota, Viridiplantae, Streptophyta, Magnoliopsida, Brassicales, Brassicaceae. Gene Ontology annotation, biological process: negative regulation of apoptotic process; protein stabilization. The transcript has 4 exons. The record is from RefSeq and is a predicted model, not a curated record. Bases 150 to 497 code for a protein of 115 amino acids.
CAAUUUGGUUCGGUUCGGGUUUGGCAGUGUUUUAGCCUUUAGGGUUUCUUUCUAAGGUUGGAAGCUCGAUACACUACCGAACCUCAAAAUCUCUCUGUAACCGGAGACUUGAUUCACCGAGAGAGAGAGAGGAGAAGAGUUUAGAAGCAAUGGAGGGAGCAGAAGAAGCUGGAGCGGAGAUCAUGGUCGAUUCAAAGGACUUACAGCAACAAAGCAAAGCUCUCGACAAGCUUACCGAUCGCGUCGAGGAUCGGCAGCUCGAUUCUAAUCGUGUUCAAUCGGCUAUGGCUUCGAUUGGUGCUUCUAGGGAGGCUGAUCUUAAUGCUAAGAGAUUGAGGGAGAAGGAAUUGGCUUCUGUUAAAAUCAAUCCCGCUGAUGUUGAACUCAUUGUUAACGAACUUGAGCUGGAGAAGAAUGUGGUGGAGAGAACUCUAAGGGAGCACAAAGGCGAUGCAGUUUCUGCAACUAGGGAGCUACUUUCACGAUAUCCUCUAUGAUCGACCACCACUACGAUCAAGUUCUUUUGUGUUUGAGAGUUUUGAGACACGUGAGAUUAUGUAUCCAAAUAUUUUCAACUGAGUUUUGAAAUUUCAUUUCUGAAUCA